AUGUCGCUGAAAAGAAGACUAAUAAAUUCUAUAUCGAACGUCCUUUCCCGGCCAGAAUUGGAUUUCGAUUUUUUAUUAAAUGACAAAAAUGUGGACCUGAUUAAGGAAAAUAUACGAUGUCGCAAAGGUGUCGGUGAUAUCGAUACUGUCCACAGCUUGUGGAGACAAAUCCAAGAUUAUUCAAAAAAGCUGAAACAAUCUGAGCAGGAGUACCAAUCGUUAUGGAACAAACUCUACGAAGAAGCAAUGCUUAUACCGAAUUUGUGUCAUCCAAGCGUUGCAAAGGGUAGCUUUUCGAAUGCUCACGCUGUUCGUUUUUUUGGUGAAAAACGAAAGGACGGUAAUUUGGAAACUGCGGAAACUAUUGCAAAAGCUUGGAAAGCUCUUUAUAAUCCUUUGAAUGCUUGUGGUGAACGAAGUUAUGCACUUGUCGGUCCUUUGGCUGAUUUGGAACUUGCCUUACUUGACUACGUUUCAUCGAUCGUGGAACAAAAAGGUUUCAGUCCGGUCGUUGUACCGGACAUAGUUCAUGAGAAUGUUGCUGAAGGGUGUGGGAUACAGCAAAGAUCGGAUAAAGAUAUCUUGUAUCGAAUGAGGAACUACAGCAACUUCUGUUUGUCGGGUACAUCAGAAAUGGGACUCAGCAGUUUGGUAAGUGGACGAGUUUUCGGACAUAAUGAACUGCCUGUCAAGUUGAAAGCUUUGAGCAGAUGUUUUCGGCCAGAAAUUGCGACCAAUGCAGCCGAAAGUAAAUUGUACAGAGUUCACGAAUUUAAUAAGAUCGAAAUGUUUGUUAUUUGCAAUGAAAAUGACAGUGACCUGCUGCUAAGUGAAAUGGUCGAAAUACAGACUUCGAUUUUUUCAAGCCUGGGACUGCACUUCAGACUGUUGGAUAUGCCCUCGGAAGAAUUAGGUGCUUCAGCUGCUCGGAAAUUCGAUAUCGAAGCUUGGAUGCCAGGAAGAAAAAUAUUUGGUGAAGUGUCAAGUGCUUCAAACUGCACUGAUUAUCAAGCAAGACGGCUAAGCAUUAAAUAUCGUGAUUCGAGUGGUGUGGAAAAAUUUGCUCAUACCUGUAACGCUACGGCAGUUGCAACCGCAAGAACGCUUAUUGCUUUGUUAGAAACCUAUCAGAAUGAAAGAAAACGUUUGCUAGAGUUACCAUGCAAUAUUCGUAGAAGAAUGCCUAAAACAAGAUCUUGGACUAUCAGCUUACAUAAUGCAUUAGAUAUAAAUACCAGUCAUGGAUGUACUUCGUAA
This is a messenger RNA of Brugia malayi, 1257 nucleotides long. RefSeq lists its product as uncharacterized. The transcript has 8 exons. The record is from RefSeq and is a predicted model, not a curated record. NCBI's taxonomy places the organism in Eukaryota, Metazoa, Nematoda, Chromadorea, Rhabditida, Onchocercidae. Gene Ontology annotation, biological process: mitochondrial seryl-tRNA aminoacylation. Gene Ontology annotation, molecular function: tRNA binding; serine-tRNA ligase activity; ATP binding. Gene Ontology annotation, cellular component: mitochondrion. The coding region runs from base 1 to 1257 and encodes 418 amino acids.